AAUCAGAAGAGCGCAAUGGUCGUGGGUGGGGAAGAAGACGCCCUGGUCUUAAAAAAAAGUCUCUAAAAAUUAAGGGGUUUUUUCACCAACUGUCACCAUUUUCUCCUUCUAGAAUAGAGGACUGAUAGAAAACAAAGCUCCCCCGCUUUUGAUUCACUCCAUUUAGGAAACCAACAACAAAAAAAAAGAAAGUGUUGUGACACGUGGUCCGAGCUCCACCAGUAUUAGCCGGGCUAGCGAGUUAGCCGACUAGCUCGCGGGUCGAGGGCGACAGAGAGGAUGGAGUUCGAGGAGAACGGCAUCGGCGAGGAGUGCGGGGUGUUCGGCUGCGUGGCGGCCGGAGAGUGGCCCACACAGCUGGAGGUGGCCCAGGUCCUGACUCUGGGGCUGGUGGCGCUGCAGCACAGGGGUCAAGAAAGUGCCGGAAUUGUUACAAGUGAUGGCGCCAGUCCCCCAACAUACACAACCCACAAGGGUAUGGGCUUGGUGAGCACGGCCUUCCCCGCCGAGGCUCUCUCGAAGCUGCGCUAUGGCAACCUGGGCAUCUGCCACACUCGCUACUCCACCACAGGCAUUUCGGAGCUGCAGAACUGCCAGCCCUUUGUGGUGGACACGCUGCACGGCAAGAUCGCAGUGGCGCAUAACGGAGAGCUGGUUAACGCUCACGGCCUGCGAAAGAAGGUCAUGCGUCACGGCGUGGGUCUGUCCACCAGCUCCGACAGCGAGCUCAUCACCCAGCUGCUGGCCUUGACCCCACCCAUGGAGGAGCUGGACGCCCCCGACUGGGUGGCCAGAAUCAAGAAUUUGAUGACUGAGACGCCGACGUCCUACUCGCUGUUGAUGAUGUUUAAAGACGUCAUUUACGCCGUGCGGGACCCCUACGGCAAUCGACCCCUCUGCAUUGGACGCGUCGUCCCCGUCUCCAAACUGCACAAGUCAGGCGGCGGAGAAGCGGACACCGAGGCCUGGGUCGUGUCCUCCGAGUCCUGCAGCUUUCAGUCCAUCGGUGCAAAGUAUUACAGGGAGGUCCUCCCAGGAGAAAUCGUCCAGAUAUCUCGACAUGGAGUCAAGUCUUUGAGCGUGGUCCCUCGUCGCGAAGGGGACUUUCCCGCCUUCUGCAUAUUUGAAUAUGUUUACUUCGCCAGACCGGACUCCAUUUUUGAAGGUCAGAUGGUGUACACCGUCAGACAUCGCUGCGGUCGACAGCUGGCCAUCGAGGCUCCCACAGACGCAGACGUGGUCAGCACCGUGCCGGAGUCGGCCACCCCCGCCGCUCUGGGUUACGCCCAACAGUCUGGCCUGCCUUACAUAGAGGUCCUGUGUAAGAACCGCUACGUCGGGAGAACCUUCAUCCAGCCCAACACCCGUCUGAGGCAGCUGGGAGUGGCCAAGAAGUUUGGCGCCCUGACGGACAACUUUGCCGGCAAGCGAGUGGUGCUGGUUGACGACUCCAUCGUCCGGGGAAACACCAUCUCCCCCAUCAUCAAACUACUGAAGGAAGCCGGGGCUACUGAGGUUCACAUCAGAGUGGCCUCGCCGCCUAUUAAGUUCCCUUGUUACAUGGGCAUCAACAUCCCCACUAAAGAGGAGCUCAUCGCCAACAGGCCAGAGUUCCAGGACAUUGCUGGAUACAUUGGCGCUGACAGCGUGCAGUAUCUGACCGUGGAGGGUCUGGUGUCGGCGGUCCAGAAAGGGGUGACUUUGCAGGGUGACAAGAUGAUCAACUCUACUAAUGAAAAGUCGGGCGAAAGAGUGGGUCACUGCACCGCCUGUCUGACCGGGAAGUACCCUGUAGAACUAGAGUGGUAACUGCUGAGUCAUGCCGCCCUCCUCCUCGGAAAGAACUAUCUUCCAUCCAGCUCCGAUGACGUUAUAGCAGCUGAGAAUGUCCCCUUCUACUGACCUCUAGUGGUGACUAAUGUAUCUGUUUCUUUACUUAUGAGUUGUGUAAAUAUAUCCGCUCAAGUCUUUAAUUUACUCAUUUUUAUAUUUCAACAUUUAAAAAUUAUAGCCAAAAAUAGAAACUUCUCAUUUUAUGAUGAAGUUUUAGUUGCGAGCUACUUUUCGUUCCUUAUAUGCCAUCGUCUCACUUGACUUGUGAAAUGCAUCAAUGAAUGUUAACAAAAUAAAAGUUUGACUGAUGAA
Messenger RNA from Entelurus aequoreus (snake pipefish), 2145 nucleotides. RefSeq names its product phosphoribosyl pyrophosphate amidotransferase (gene ppat). NCBI's taxonomy places the organism in Eukaryota, Metazoa, Chordata, Actinopteri, Syngnathiformes, Syngnathidae. Gene Ontology annotation, molecular function: amidophosphoribosyltransferase activity. The record is from RefSeq and is a predicted model, not a curated record. Bases 280 to 1809 code for a protein of 509 amino acids. The transcript has 12 exons. Gene Ontology annotation, biological process: purine nucleotide biosynthetic process; purine nucleobase biosynthetic process.